AGGAGCUGAGAGAGGAUGCUGAAUCUCUCUCCAUCUAAAGUUGACACUGAACUAACAGCAGCAGCAGUCUCCAGAGCCCCGGCUGUGUCUCCACCAACAGCACACAGGACGGAGCCAACAGCUACAGUUUCCAGACCUCCCGAGCCUGAUCACUCCUCUGGGAUUGUUGCUUCUUUGAAAGCCAGGCUGAAGGCCCCGCUGCCAGCCCCUUCUCCCUCCUCAGCUCAGAUGAUAUGUGGACUUCAGCAUGUGGAGCCAGGCUGUCGUCAUGUUGUGUUAAAUUGUGACAAGCACAGGGUACAGCCCAAAAUCCCAGCUGCUGUAGCUAUGGAGACGGAGGAUCACUGCCCUGCUGCUGUGGUGGCCACAGAAUUUCAGGAGACCAGUGACGAUCCAGUUGGAGCGGUGCUGAUCCUGUCUUUCAGCAGUUUCCCGGUCCCAGCCGUCCCAGCCGUCCCAGCACACAGCUGCUACCAAAGGCAGUCUUUGAUGGAUACAGGAGGAGUCCCUGAGCCGGGCUACGGUGGAGCGGAUUGGGUCAGACAUCCUGGCAAAACCACAACAACAACAUCAGCAGCAGCAGCAGCAGCCGAAGCAGCAGAAAAAGAUGAUCAGGAACUGUUUGGCCUACAGUCAGCUGAAGUCGUAGAUGAAGGCAGAGGAGAGGGCGAAGAGGAAGUCAGCAGUGCAGCUUCCAACAGGUCGCCUGUGCAGGUUCUGUCAUCAACCCCUAAAGCAGGGCCCUGACAGCCCUCACACACAUGACAGCUUCCCCGGGGUACCAGGGAAAUACAUCUACUGCCCCUCCAGAGUGUUCUCCCUCUACAAGGCACAGGGCAUGGGGAAGGAGAUGACCUGGGGGGGUGUUCAAACUGUCGGACUUCUAUGAGGCUGAGAGACACAAAAAUCCACAGAGAAGAGAGACAAAUUGACUGCUAACCCACCAAACCCCAAAUAUACCCUCUCGCACAUAACCACACGCACGCACUCACGCACGCACACGAGACACACCACUGUGCAUUGUCAGGACUGUUUCUUUGUUUUCAUAGCCAAGCAAUUGUGAUAUUUAGUUUAAUUCAACUGUAUUCACCUUCACUGGAUUUCUAAUCAUAUUCAUGUCAUCAUCAUCAUCAUCAUCAUCAUCACAUAGUCUCUCAGUUAGCACCGUCACAUGCACUCUAGUGUCCCCUCUACGUGUGUAAAUGUGUAAUAUUUUAAUAAUAAAUAAUUCCUUAAAUGUA
This is a messenger RNA of Sander lucioperca (pikeperch), 1241 nucleotides long. RefSeq lists its product as uncharacterized. The record is from RefSeq and is a predicted model, not a curated record. The transcript has 6 exons. The coding region runs from base 16 to 747 and encodes 243 amino acids. NCBI's taxonomy places the organism in Eukaryota, Metazoa, Chordata, Actinopteri, Perciformes, Percidae.